CAAGACAUAGCUCUCAUUCAGCCAUAUGAUCAUGAAGGUAAACAACCAAUUCUCCGCAGUAUGGCUAAUAUUUCCAGUGAUCACUGGCCAGCCUUGGUUCAAGAGGCUACAACGGAGGCCUCGAAACUUUGCUUUUGUCCACUGGCAGUCCUUUUACAAGCUUUGUUACAAUUCAACUGCAAAAUGGGGGCAAGAGAGACACGGCGGCUCUUGGAGAGAGUGGUGUAUCAGCCUGGGUAUCCCAAAUCUAUUGCAUCAACUGCACGUUGGUACCUACUGAGACACCUAUAUGCCAAAAAUGACUUUGAACUCAUUGAUGUGUUGGUAAAGAAUGCUGAAACUCACAGAGAUAGAAGAGCAUUGGAACUGAAUCAGAAAUUGUCCUCACAAUAAUGUUUUGUCUUGUAGUAAUAAAGCAAAGAAAAAGCUGUAAGAAUGCAACAGUGAAUCAAGAGUGUUCCUGAAGCAACAUAUUUUAAACUAUGUUUACUGUCAUCCGUUCUUUCCUUUUGUUGGUCUGAAGAAGUUUAUGUUCUUGUGUUAUGGAUGUAAUUUCCCCAUUAAUUCUUAAUCUCAUUUUAACCUGGAAACAUGCGAUUAGAAAGUCCACGUGAAAAAGAGAAUUGUGAUCUCUUUAUUUGCUCAGCAGUUAUUUGUGAGCCAUUACUGUUUUCAUCUUGCAUGGUACAUAACAGGGUAUCUGUUUGGGGGUUAUCUCUUAUAAUAAAGACUUUAUAGCCAUUUUCUAUAUAACAUGAAAAAGCAUAAUUUUCAUUUGUUAAAAAUCAAAGACUUAAUUUCUCCUACGAAUUCUGAUGUUCUGUAAAGCAACACAUCAUGAAACCCCUAUAACCUGUUUUACUAGUGUUUCAUCUCAGAUUUUUCUUAAGAAGCAUAAUGAGUAUGUUUCUGAGUCUUUGACUGCUAGUGGCUAUGUUUAUAUAAUUCAGAAUACUCAGUUGUGUGGCUACAUUUAAAAACAUUAAUGAAAAAAUUUGGAAAAAUAAUGCUGAUAAUAUUUAAUUGU
Messenger RNA from Castor canadensis (American beaver), 1027 nucleotides. The record is from RefSeq and is a predicted model, not a curated record. Lineage: Eukaryota; Metazoa; Chordata; Mammalia; Rodentia; Castoridae.